AGGCGGCCGGUUGCUAGGAGACGGCUCGAGGCCUCAGCUUGCCGCCGCUGUGGAGCAAGAGGCGGGACUGCUGACUGCGUGACGUCACCUGCACCGGAGGAUCCGGAGCCCCGGACUGUAGUGGAGCCUCCGGUAAUUGGACUGGAGAUGUCGUUCUGCCUGACUGAGCUGUACCUGUGGUCUCUGAAGAAUACCUUGCACGUCGGAGAUGAAGAUCUUGGAGUACAUCAUUAUCAUGAAAAGAAGGAAUCGGCUCCUCGGCCGGAGUAUGGAUACUUGGAGGAGAAGCAGCAGCUUUCUGAAUCACGGGGACUCCCUUGGGUACUGAAGAACAAGCGCCCAGAAAAGCUACGGGACAAUAUCAUGGAGCUUGAGGAGCUGAUGCAGAGCAAUGAGUGUGUGCUCAGCAAAUGGAAGAACAAAUAUGUCUGUCAGCUUCUCUUCGGUUCAGGUGUGCUCGUGUCCAUAAGCCUUUCAGGGCCACAGCUGGAUAAGGUGGUGAUUGACAGGACCCUGGUGGGGAAGCUCAUCUCAAACCCCAUCAGUGAUGCUGUCUUUACCGACACUUUCAUCAUCUUGUCAUUUCUCAAGGAAAACAAACUUUGUCUUAUUCAGUUUACAAAGAAGACUGGCUCUCCCGAUAUAAACAGACACAUGGAGAAACUCUCCUCCCAGGAUAUGAAGGUCACAUAUGUUGAUAUGCCAGGACCUAAAGUUCGGCACCUCAAUCGUCGCCUUGUGAUAAAUUGUGUACAGGAUCUUGCCAUUUGUUGGUGGCAAGUACCUGCUGAUGAUAUCUGGCCUUGGGCUCCAAUAUCAAGUGAAAAAGACAGGGCUAACCUAGUCCUGUUAGACUGUUCUAAUAACAGACUAGAGGUGUUGACUUACAUCCGCACAGAGGGAGAUAUGCUCGAUGCUAGCUUCAGCAUUACUCAGCCUUACCAGGUCCAUACAGUAGAGAACUCAUUGAGCUCAGACAAGGGACCUAUGGCUGACAGCUGCAUCUAUGAAUGUGCAAGAAGCAAAAUGCAGUGCAUUUCAGUCACUAAAAUUCCCCUCAAUUCCCGAGCUAUAAGCUGUGGCAGGAACAGGGCCGAGGACAAGCUUGUUCUUGGCUGUGAAGAUUCUUCAGUAAUUCUUUAUGAGUCUCAACGCAGGGUGACUCUUCUGGCCCAGGCUGAUGUUUUGCCGGCGUUAGUCCAGUGGCACCCUGCUGGAUGUAUUUUUGUGCUUAGCAACAAUCAAGGGGAGCUUCAGAUAUUUGACAUGGCACUGUCUCCUAUUAAAGUCCAGCUUCUUGCUGAAAACCUUGCGCCAACAUCCACCCUACAAUGCAGUAAACCGUUUGAGGUGUCCAGCAGCCUGGUGGACAUGAAGUGGACUUACCCUCAUACCACAGCCCAAUGCAUUGAUAGUGCUGAUAUAUAUAAUCUUCUCUUUCUGAGAUUUCACGGGGGACCCUUAGGAGUUCUUCAGUUCAAGCUUGGUGCUUUAUCCAGAGGACAGCUGGGACCUGUGGAGCUUGUCUCUCAGUACCUCCGACAUGAAGAAGUAGAUGAAGCUAUCGCUAUACUGACAUGUUUGAGUUGGAACACAGCUGGACUACAGUGCUAUACAUGCAUGAGCGCCAUUGUAAACCAUCUCCUAAGGCAGAAACUCACCCCUGACAAAGAAGCUCAACUGGAGACCUGCCUUGGCACCUUCUAUUCACCAACCUGCCCUCUUCUGGACACCAUCAUAAUGGAGUACAGAGACCCAAUCAGUAGAUAUGCCCGGAGAUUUUUUCACCAUCUUCUGAGGCAUCAGCGAUUUGAAAAAGCUUUUCUGCUUGCAGUAGAUAUUGGUGCACGGGAUCUGUUCAUGGACAUCCAUUACCUUGCACUAGAUAAGGGUGAAUGGGCACUAGCUAAAGUGGCAAAGAAAAAGGCUGAGGAAAUAGAUGCAGAAUCAAUAAACGCUGGAGUUGAGUCUUUGGUGGCAGCAGAUGGUGUGAGUGAAGCUUUUGUUGAUCUGUCUUUGAGUAAUCAGGACGAGAGAGGUUUAGAAAGAGUCUCCUCUGUGGGCUCUAUGAAAAACAUCACAGGCAACAGACAAUUAGUUCACAUAGAGAACGAGAUUGGAAUUGAAGUCUACGCUGAAUCUCUGAAUAAAACACUACCUUGGAAUCGGGGAGAAGAUGAUUUAGCAAGAGAGGACCCUGGCGGCUGCGGCUCCCUGAAAGUGGUGCAUUUUGGUUUGGUGUGAUUGGAGAAGACUACAAAGAAAGAUCGUAACUCUGCAAGUGAAAUUCCCCUAGAUCAUCAUUUGUCAUUUUCAAUAACCAUUCCUCUACAUGUAUUUUGUAUUAAUUAUGUGUAUUCGAUACAUUUUGUACUUAAUUUUUUAAAAUUAUUUAAAUAUAUAAAUUUGCCACAUCAUCUGUUGACUGUUUAUUAAAUUUCAUUUUAU
Messenger RNA from Bufo bufo (common toad), 2448 nucleotides. RefSeq names its product WD repeat containing planar cell polarity effector (gene WDPCP). Gene Ontology annotation, cellular component: axonemal basal plate. Lineage: Eukaryota; Metazoa; Chordata; Amphibia; Anura; Bufonidae. The transcript has 18 exons. Gene Ontology annotation, biological process: nervous system development; cilium organization; establishment of protein localization. The coding region runs from base 148 to 2244 and encodes 698 amino acids. The record is from RefSeq and is a predicted model, not a curated record. Gene Ontology annotation, molecular function: protein binding.